UAUGAAAUCGCUUAAAGAGAGAAUGUAAAAAAUAGACAAAGUAUUAUGCAUACCUAAUACCAAUAGAUAUGUUAGAAGCUCAAUAUACCUGAUUAAAGUAAGGGUCUUUUCAAACGGAAGAAAAAUAAUUCAUGUAUAAUGAAAGAACAAGACAAGAACAUUAACAAUGUAAGCAUGAUUAGUUCAAAUGCAGGAUGUAUCAUUAGUAGAACUUAAUUGAAAAAGCAAUAAUCAAUUUAAAUGUUAUAAUGUGAUACAGUUAGAAGUUAAACAUUAUCCUUGAAAUAAUUAAAGAUGAUUCAUGAAUAAGAUUAGAUUCAAUGCAUGUAAUCGUAAAAGGAAGAAUUACAAAAUUAGAUAAACUAAUUAGUGUAAAUGAAAAAAUAAAUAUAAGACAAAGAGGAUAAAAAGAAAAAACAAUUUAUAACAUAAGAUACUUCUCUAUUGCCAUAAAUGCUUAAAUUGUAAUAAGAGAAAUUGUCAAUUGAAAAUGAAAUUACUUAGAUUGAUUCUAAAAUUGAAUAAGUCAGAUAUAGCAACAUUAAUAAACUAUAAGUUUUAUAAAAAAGAAAUUGGAAGGAGGAGAAAAAGGUAACUUUGAGUAAGAUUCAUAUUUAUAGUCAUUCGAAUAAAAAUGGUUGGACCUUGAAUAAAACGAAUCUAAAAUUCAAAUUGAUGACAAGUUAUACAAUCUUUUUAUCCAUGACUCUCCACCUUAAGAACAAGUAGAUUAAAAGACUAUAGAUACAUUAACAAAAGAAGUUGAAGAUUUAUUAUGUUUAAAAUUACCAGAUGAAUAAGAUGAUUAAUAAUUACAACAAAGUCAAAGAAGUAAAUUAAAUUAGAAUUAUUAAUCUCCAUUAUAAAUUAUUGAAGAAGAACAAUCCAUCGAAUUGUCUUUUUAAAAAUUAUGA
Paramecium pentaurelia is the source of this 914-nucleotide messenger RNA. Lineage: Eukaryota; Ciliophora; Oligohymenophorea; Peniculida; Parameciidae. The record is from the annotation of a GenBank genome assembly.